This is a messenger RNA of Rubroshorea leprosula, 730 nucleotides long. The record is from the annotation of a GenBank genome assembly. Lineage: Eukaryota; Viridiplantae; Streptophyta; Magnoliopsida; Malvales; Dipterocarpaceae.
AUAAAGAGAAAGAGAUGGGAAGAAGAAAGGUAAUAAUCAAAAGAUUGGAAGAUAUGAAGGCAAGGCAAGCAAAAUUUUCAAAGAGAAAGACAGGUCUUAUUAAGAAAGCAAAGGAAAUUUCCAUUCUUUGUGACGCUGAUCUUGCUCUUGUCAUGUUCUCCCCUACAGGAAAGCCUAUAUGUGUUGUUGGACAGGACAAGGAUUUAGGUAGUGUUCUUCAGAGGUUAUCAUCUUUAUCGGUGGAGGGACGACAAGAAAGGCGGGCCUACAGCACCAAGUUACUGCAGAAAAUAUAUUCAAAUUCCAGCUCUGAGGUUGAUCCAAGAAACUUCUCACCUGACAACAGAAGAUCAGAAGUUCUCAAAUUGCAUGUAGGAGAAUUGGCUGAACUGAAGGGAAAGUUUGCUGAGAAGAGCAAAAUAUUGGGGGAUUGGAAGAACCCACACAUGGUUGAAGACCUAGCACAAAUCAAAGUCAUGGAGCACCAUCUUAUUAGGCGACCGGAAACUGAAGAUGCUCCUUCACAAGCAGAAUGGUAUAUGCAUAUAAGCAGGGUCUUGAAGUUGGGUUCUCCAGCUUGAACUUCUUUAUCUCUUUUGAGCAUGUGGUUAAUUUAUAGUGCUCUUGGGAUUUCUUUUGAAAUAUUUGGUUAAGGUCUUGUGGAUUUGGCAUUUGGCCGAUGCUUGAAUUUAACAAUGUUUUUAUGCGUGAAUAUAUCAUAGAUUUCCUU